CCUGCACACAGUUUACAUGUUGCAGUAACAUUUUCUAUUUUCUAUUUUCCAGACAUGUUGAGAAGAAGUGUUCGACUGCAGGAAGGGAAGGAGGGAACUCCAGCUGUUUCCUACAAAGAAAUUUUAUACAGGGUCUUUCAGAGGAGGAGAAGACUUGACCAGAACCUGAAGAGGAGGGUAAGUAUGGACCACAUUCAGACCUGUAUCCCUGCAGACAGUCAAACACCAUAUGAGGAGCAGACUGGGACCAACAGAGGAGGGGCCUCUUUUAAAAUGACUGUGCGGACCAUGACGAACGUCCUCAUCCUGCUCCUUCUGGCUUUUGGAAUAGCUCAGAUAAGUGAGCUCCAAAAGGAAGUGAAGUCAUUGAGAGCGCAGAUAAUCACGCUGGCUCCUCUGGCAGACACAAUGCCAAACUUCGCCUUGAAAUCACAAGGUGCUGAAGUCUGGCAGAGUUUAUCUUCAAAUACAUAUUGGCCCCGAGAACACAUCAUAGGAAUGAUGUGGGAUAAACUAUUAUACUGGUGGUAUUCUACUAAAGCGCAGCAGGGUGUGAUCCAGGGACACUCAAGAUUGCUGACAGGACAAUGCUGGCCAUUUGCAGGUGAAAGAGGGCAUUUAUUUGUCUCUCUGUCUCACCCAAUCUCCAUCACUCGCGUGACACUUGGCCACAUUGUGAAAAGCCAGUCUCCUCACGGCAACAUAGAAAGCGCACCAAGGGAAUUCUCUGUUUAUGGAAUGACGACCACGGGUGAGGCAGGUACCCAUUUAGGAAGAUUAGUUUAUGAUCGAGAUGGUGCAGCAUUUCAGACCUUUCACCUACCUAAUCCAGAAAGAAGGAUCUUUAGAUAUGUGAGGCUAGAGAUAGAAAAUAACUGGGGAAACAUAGACUAUACCUGCAUUUACAGCUUCAGGGUUUAUGGUAAACUCCCCACCUAUUAGCACUGUUACUUCACUUGGAGAGAAGUCAUAUUUAAUUUUAAAUUUUCAUUAGUAUUUCUAAGUAGCAUUUUUAAGUAGUUUCAGGACCCAUAUUUAUCGAGCACUCAACUCUCUCCAAGUAAUUGCUAUAGGUGGGGCAGGGUGGGGGGGUUUCUGCACUAGUGCAGUGUUUAUUUUUGCUCGAUAAAUAUGGGUCCUGGCCCAUGAAGAUAAAUCAAUCUUUAAACACUAAUUAUAAUAAUUAUAUUUUAAUACAUAUAUAGUAAUAUUUCCACCUCCAUUUAAAUGAAUGGAGGAUGUUUUGAAGUUGAUUUAUCUUCACUCUUUGGGCAGCAUGGAGGCUCAGAGGUUGACACUUCUGUUCUCUCCAUGUUUGCGUGGGUUUUCUCCGGGUGCUCCGGUUUCCUCCCACAGCCUAAACAUGGCAACUGUUGUGUUUAGUUUGAAUUGGCAUAAAACAUUUGGCUUGUAUUCAAAUGAAGAUAAUGAAUUUGAAUUAUUUUGUUCUGGGAUAUUACUACUCAGUGUUCAACUUCUUGACUUCAACACACAAUGUUCAUUUCACAAUAUCUAAAUUAAAUCUUGAAUUGUAACAGAACUUCCCUGUUAUAUUCAAAC
Messenger RNA from Larimichthys crocea (large yellow croaker), 1560 nucleotides. Its product is annotated as SUN domain-containing protein 1-like. Bases 55 to 942 code for a protein of 295 amino acids. Gene Ontology annotation, molecular function: protein-membrane adaptor activity. Gene Ontology annotation, cellular component: meiotic nuclear membrane microtubule tethering complex; nuclear envelope. NCBI's taxonomy places the organism in Eukaryota, Metazoa, Chordata, Actinopteri, Sciaenidae. The transcript has 7 exons. The record is from RefSeq and is a predicted model, not a curated record.